Molecule: messenger RNA, 2234 nt
Organism: Pararge aegeria (speckled wood butterfly)
Lineage: Eukaryota; Metazoa; Arthropoda; Insecta; Lepidoptera; Nymphalidae
Gene: Snoo
Product: ski oncogene
Exons: 2
Coding region: 46-1362 (438 amino acids)
Biological process (GO): negative regulation of BMP signaling pathway
Cellular component (GO): nucleus
Molecular function (GO): DNA-binding transcription factor activity, RNA polymerase II-specific; SMAD binding; RNA polymerase II cis-regulatory region sequence-specific DNA binding
Source: RefSeq, a predicted model, not a curated record
UCGGGGCGCCACGCGCGCGCCGCUUGAGGGUCCGCCCAGCUCGCCAUGGACGUGGUCGCGCCGCACAUCAGCUCCGUGCUGCGGACGUACCAGGCCAGCGCGCCGCGCAGCCUGCAGGGCCCGGGCGGCGCGGCGCCGGGCCGCGCGCCCGCGCCGCCGCCGCGCGCCGCGCCGCCCAUCCCGCUGGGGCCCGCCGCCGACGCGCUGGGCGAGCGCGGCGAGACGGCGCUGGAGGGCGAGCGAGUGGCGUGCUUCAGCGUCGGCGGCGAGCGGCGCCUGUGCCUGCCGCAGAUCCUCACGUCCGUGCUCACGGACUUCUCGCUGGAACAGAUCAACCGCGUGUGCGACGUGCUGCAGAUCUACUGCUCGCGCUGCUCGCCCGAGCAGUUGCACGAGCUCAAGGCCACGGGCGUGCUGCCGCGCUCGGCGCCGUCGUGCGGCCUCAUCACGCAGACGGAUGCCGAGCGCCUGUGCGCCGCGCUGCUGCACGCGCCGGGCGCGGCGCCGCGCAAGCUGCCGGGCUUCCGCGUCUACCACGAGUGCUUCGGCGGCGCACGCGGCGUAUGCGCCGCCGAAGCCGGGCUAGUGCAGUGCGCGGAGUGCCGCGGCCUGUUCGCGCCGCGCCGGUUCGUGUGCCACUCGCACGGCACGGAGCACCGCACGUGCCACUGGGGCUUUGACUCGGCGCGCUGGCGCCGCUUCCUGUUGCUGUCGGACGACGAGCCGGAGCGCGAGAAGUGCACGGCGCUGCUGGACGACCUGGCAGCGCGGGACGCGCGCGACCCGCAGCCGCAGCCGCAGCCUCUCGUGCUCGCCAAGCAUCAGAUACCGCUCAAACGAAAACAGGCUGUGGAGACGGUGGUAUGCAAGCCAGAGCCUCCGGAGUCGCCUCCCAAGAAAGCAAGGAGCGAGGACUAUAGCUACGCGAUAUAUCUGGACCCCUACGCGCAUCUGCGGUACAGAACAGUGCCAGCCUUCAGGCCCUGGGGGAAGAGGGAACCGGAGUUACAGCACCCAGAAAGAGUCGUCCGUGUGGCAGAUUGCACUAGGUUCGAGCAAGACUUCCAGCCAAAUGUAGCUUUAAAACCUCUAACACCUCCUGUGGAUGACGUUACAUCAUCCACCUCCCCUCCGCCUUCGGAUCCAGAACUAACAGCGCGGCUGCUAGACGCAGAAGCAAGGUUAUCGGAAAGAGAACGACAGCUUAACGAAAGAGAGGAAGAACUAGCGCGGCGAGAAGUGAACCUCCAGGAAAGAGAGAGGGAGAUUGAGCGACGGGAGCGAGCAUUAGAAGAGAAAAUAGAAACGAAGCGAGAGCCUACCUCUUCCCCAACGGAGGACCCCGAUGGCCGGCCGUGUUGACCUACGCGAGUGAUCGUCAGGUUACGAUUUAAGUGAAAGUGAUGAACGCUAGGAUAUUGCGUCUUCAGAGUACAAAGUUGUGAAAGAAUUGACGUUUGGAAACGCGCCGCGUCGUCGAGCCGUGUAAAUACGCCUACGUUUAAAAAAAACUUUUUCAAAUCUUUGAUAUAUUAUUAUUGUUAAUCUGUGACAGCUGUUGCGACGCGAUACGGUUUUGUACAACUCUAUUGUCUAUGAUUUGAUCAAAUUGAAUUAAUAAUGGCAAUAUUAAAAAUAAUGCUGCUGGAUAACGGAUACAAAAGUAAUGUACAUAAUCACUGAAGUACAGUUAAUGAAUUUAUAAGUUUUUUUUUUCUACAUAAUUUACAGAUGAUCUUGUAGUCUUUUUAAUGUGUGCCAUUCUGAAGGUACAGCUGUUACCUUUUUUGUAUAACCUCAUCUCUGCUUUUCAAUAAUAACAUAAUACUCACGUAAUAUAAAUAAAUAAAAUAGUUUUUUAAAAUCCUACAACCAUAAGCAUAAUUUAUACAGGGUUAUUUUUAAGUUUUAACUUAUGAUUAGGUUUUUUUUUCCCCUUUCUUGUUACCAUUUUGAAUACAGAAAUGCACUGUUUGAUUCAACGUUCACAGACAAUAGUAACAAAACAUGAAUUAUGCACGGAAUUAAGAUCAUACAGAAUCCUCUUACAGCCAUUAUUGUAUGUUGAACAUUGUAUCCAAAUACAAAGAAGACGUCCCAAACAUCCCACUUCACACCCGCGAAAUGUUGUUAACUCCCAUUUCUUUCAUGUUAUAUGGUAGACUUUAAGAACAUAAGAGGUAAAAUAAUUACUGUAAACUGUUAAAUGUAUGAAAUUACUAACGGCAUGUUCG